CAAAAACGAGAAAGACAUUGAGUUGGAGAUGUCCACGGCUCCAAACCAGAGCUCUGUUUCCACCGACCCCUCCGGGACGGAGCGGCGGAGUCUCCUGCUGCUCCUCGGUCUGUGCGUAACCAUCGCCGCCGCUACUUUGGUCGGAGGUGUGUAUUCGCUGCUCAGUCUCCUCCGGAUGAGGAGGAAGACCUCCCUGUGUGUGAUCGUGGCGUCCAUGUCCGUGGACGACCUGCUCAGCGCGGUGCCGCUCUCCGUGUUCAUGCUCCUGCAGUGGGGCGCUCCGCCGGGUCACGGCUCCCUGCUGUGCGCUUUAUCCGGACUCCUGUACGUGUUCCAGGGGGUUUCCAGCAACAUGAAAGCGUGCCUUAUAGCAGCCUAUACUUUUUAUGUCACCAAGCGGUUCGGGGUGCUCCGGUCCGGCCGGCGGCCGCUCGCGGUGCUGUGGGCAGUGGCGGCUGUGUGGGCGGUCAGCCUGGCCGUCAGCGCGCUGCCUCUGUGUGGAUGGGGCAGCUUUACGCAAGCCUCCCUCGGCUGUUUCCCGGAGAGCGACGGCUUUUACGUCCUGCUUCUCUUCUCUUUGUACUCCGUGUGUUUCUGCGGCUUGCUGUUUUUCUUCACCCCGCUCACGUAUCAGCUGCUGUGCUCCAGAGAGCCCCAGAGGAGCUUGCUGUACCCGGGCUGCUUGGACGUGCGGGCGAGGGGGCUGAGCGGCCCCGCCUCCGCUCCGCUCUGCGACCUCCAGUCGUUUUCCCGGGACAGCCCGGACAGAAGUUUCUGCGCGUACAGCGAGCUGAGCCCCGGUUCGUGCGGGACGGAGGUCGGGGAGAGAGGGGGUCUGUCCCCGGGGAGGACGGCCGCUGUCGGGGACACGCCGGCGGUGUUCGCUCAGAAGCGCUUCUCCAUGAUCCUGGCGGUGGUCCGGGUUAUUCUGUGGAUGCCAAUGAUGACGUUGGUACUCAUAAGGCAUGCAGUGAAUGCACGCAGCUCCUCCUUGGAGACUCUGAGCUUCCUUCUCACUCUGCUUGCACCUGCGGUCACUCCACUGUUUGUGCUGUCUGAGCGCUGGAUCCACAUGCCGUGUGGCUGCUUCAUUAACUGCAAACGGGAUCCAACACAGGAACCCUCAGAGAUGAAAAGAAGAUUUGAGUUUAACCUGUCCUUUCAACAAGGAUAUGGAGUGUACAAAUUGUCACAUGCCAGCAAGUCUCACAACAGUCCUCCCAUAGAAAAACAGGCUUAUCGCAGCUUUUUUAACUGUGACUUCCCAAACGCCCAUCUCGAUGCGCUGGAAAGUGGCGGGUUCUCCAGGCUCGGCCCUAAUUUCAAUUUCAGCCGGGUAGACAGCUCAUCCAACGCAGGCCUCCUUUUGGAUGCGGUGACUGAUGGAGGGGAGGUGCUGGCUCUCUGUCCUCCUCAACCCCACGAGAGCCACAAGGAUGAUGAGGAAUUCCACUGCGUCCCUUCGCUGCCUCCCCAUCUCCGGGAAAAGGAUAACAAUCUCACUGACACCUCGUCUGUGUUUGACGGGCCUGAGAGGAGGCUGUCGCACGAGGAGUGUCGGAAAAUCGAGCUGACAGACUGGGAGUGGUGCAGGAGUAAAUCAGAGAGAACACCCAGACAGCGGUCAUCGGGUGGUCUGUCGAUUCCUCUGUGUGCCUUUCAGGGCACUGUAUCCCUGCAAGCACCCACAGGGAAGACACUCUCUCUUUCCACCUAUGAGGUCAGCAGCGAUGGUCUCAAAAUCUCCCCCAACAAUGCCAAGAAGGUGGAGGUUUAUCGCUCAAAGUCCGUCGGCCAUGAACCCAGUGCGGAAGACGCAGCGUCUGGAGGCCAGGCCGGGGACGGGAACGUCAGCUGUGUAGGGAUGGGCAUGGAAAUCGGCAUGGGUAUGGGGAUAGGAGCUGGGGUGGGCGAUACCAACGUCAAGAUCCACCUCGAGGUUUUGGAGAUCUGUGAUAACGAGGAGGCCAUGGACAGUGUCUCCAUCAUCUCCAACAUCAGCCAGUCCUCCACACACGCCCGAUCUCCAUCGCUGCGUUACUCCCGGAGGGAGAACCGCUUUGUCUCCUGUGACCUGGGCGAGACUGCGUCCUACUCUCUGCUCAUCCCCACUAGUGGCAACACGGAAGCAGAGACCAUCAAUAUCACUAUUCCUGACACUGUGGAAGCGCACCGACAGAACAGCCGACGGCAGACACAGGAGAGCUCGGGGUAUCAUGAGGAUAUACAGCUGCUGAAUGAGGCGUACAGAAAGCAGGCAGGGGAGGGGGAAGAGUGACUUAGCGGCAGAAUAACAAGAGGGGGGACUCUCAGGAGGAGUUCAAAAGAGCAACAGAGACAGUAAAGGCUGAAAGACAAAUAUCCUGAUCAUUACACUUUUGCUUCUUUCCUAUCAGCGCUUUAACAGAGCUGACAGGUGGCUCGGAUAAAGAUAACACUCACAGACAGUACAGCUAAAGCCUGGUACACUAGUCUAUUUGCUUGCUCUUGUUCUUUCCCUUCAGGUAACAUGAUGAGAGCACACACAUCACUUAUCUGUAUAUCACAUAGAGAAAGAAGCCCGUAAAACAGCAGACAAAAGCAAAUUGGGUUAAACAAGUGAAAAAGACUGGGGCCAAAAGCCGGAAAGGGCAUCAGUGCAUCUGUAUUCCAGGCGAGACUUUUGCCAUAUGGCAGCCUGUCAUCAUGAGACAGAUGCAGCGACAGAAAAAUUCACUUAGACUUUUAAAAGGAGGAGCCGUGUCUGAUAUAAACAGCUCAUUUGGUCGGCAUCACUGGUGACUCAGCUGUGAGGGGAGGGGCCACUUAUAACCCAUGUGUCUGACUCAUUCAAGUAUGUGUUGUGCAUAAAGAUAAGAUUAUCUGUAGUGAUGUCACACAAGCACCAGAUGUAUUUAAAUGGUUCUCUAAAAAGAACGUGUUUACAUUAAAUGGAUUAUCUUUAAUUAUGUUUUCUUUUAGAGCCAGCUGCUUUUUCUAACGUGCUUUGCGACCAUUCAGGUUGCUACUUCCAAAUCAGAGAAAGAACACGGUCAAUGUUGAAAGCAUAUCAUAGGAUGGGGAGUCAGAGGAGUUGAGAGGCGAGUGAGGGAGAGGUUAGGGAAUACUUAUGCAGAACCGUUUUACAGCCUCGCACACGUUCAGUUUAAAUGAGUGACUGUGCAUAUUUUAUUUCAGCAGGCAGCACAUGAAUGUACAUAGCAGAACCACUUUGGAGGCUCAAUUCUCUUGCCCGCUCAGUUCACUUGUCAUCCAAUCAGUGAGUCACUGGGACCCCUUGCUUUCCAAAUGCAUAAAUUGAGGGCUGGAGCAAAGCUUUCACUGAUAGUAUUAUUCAUGUUAUAACUGUUUUGAAUCAUUACACAGACUGUGAAAAUCAAAAGCAUCUGAAUCUGUAUUCUUUCAGAUGACAUACGUAAGCACAUUUACCGUACACGUAUCUGCGUGUGCAAACAGCAGUAAAUUAUAUAUUGUCAAACAAUUUUACAAUAUGUAUGUAUUUAGGUUUGUUUCAUGGUGGUGUCUUUCAGUAUUUCACAUUGCUUCAACAUUACCUCUACACUGUGGACUAUAUUUAUAGACUUUUGUGAGUUCACUUCAUCAACUGCAACAAUUCCCAUCCUCCUGAAGACUGCUUUCAUAAAAGAUUCAUACCUGGAAAUUACCUCCAACAAUAUUGGGAAGCAUUCCUUAGUACCUGGGGCCAAAUGGAAGAGAAAAUGAUUUGCAGGCACAUGAAUAAGAAUGAGUGUUAAAGCUAGAUGGUGUUGUUACCAGGUGCAGGGGUUCAUUGUUGCAGCCUCAUAAAGCUGUAGUAAUUUAAUCACCUUCAUAUUGUCAGUGUUAUACAGGACUAAAGCUCAGAUCCUGGUUAAGUAUUUCCAUAAAUUCUAUGAUCAAUUACCUGUUAUCAGUGUUGUUUUUGAGAAUUUGGAGUUGUUUAUCAGUAUGCUCAUUCAUUUACUUCACAUCCAGAUUCACAUUUGGACUUGUUUGGUAACAUACAAUCUUCUCAAAUGAAAUUAUUUGUUAAAACACUUCGAAUUAAGUGCCCGUGUCAACUUCUUUUGAGGAUGACUUUGAUAAUUAUGUAACAUCACUGGCUGUUGUACCCCUAGGGUAAGUGCAGUAUGACGAAUCCAAAAUAGCCAUAUGAUCUUUUUUUUUUUCUCUGUGCUUAAGGUCAUGUAAAAUUACUUCUGGAUACAUUCAGUUUUCUGGUGUUCAGGGAAGGUUUCACAAAAUGUUUAUGUAUGUUUAUUCAUGUACAGCAGGCAAAGAGUGACGUAGUUUUAGAGCACCGGAAAUACCAGUUUGAAGUCAAAUCAGAAGAAAAGUUAAACAUAACAAGAAGGGGACUCUCAAGUAAAAGAAACAUGCUGUAAAAUCUACAGUUACCAAAGGUUUUGACCAGCAACGAAAUAAAUACAUAC
This is a messenger RNA of Cololabis saira (Pacific saury), 4433 nucleotides long. Its product is annotated as probable G-protein coupled receptor 149. The coding region runs from base 29 to 2278 and encodes 749 amino acids. Gene Ontology annotation, molecular function: neuropeptide binding; G protein-coupled receptor activity. Lineage: Eukaryota; Metazoa; Chordata; Actinopteri; Beloniformes; Belonidae. Gene Ontology annotation, biological process: neuropeptide signaling pathway. The record is from RefSeq and is a predicted model, not a curated record. The transcript has 5 exons. Gene Ontology annotation, cellular component: neuron projection; membrane.